GCACUUGAGGUACCCCUUUAAAGUAAGUGUGUGGACUACUUGCGGCAUUUUGAAGAUGAUCAACUACAGCAAGUGUCACUCGGUGCUUAUCACGGGCGCGGGCAGGGGUCUCGGACUGCAGAUGGUGAAGCAGUUGGCCGCUGCGCCGGAAAGACCAAAAAAUAUCAUCGCAACCGCCCGGAAUCCAGACGAUGCUGUGGAACUGCAAAAACUCGCCAAAUCGCAUCAAAGGAUUCAUGUCAUAUCGCUAGAUAUCACCAGUGACACCAGCGUGGAUGCAGCAGCACAAACCGUGGAAUUUAUCGUGGGUGCUGAUGGGUUGAACUGCUUAAUUAAUAAUGCAGCAGUUAACAUCUCCAGCGAUCUAAACACAGUAACUCGAGAUGUCAUGAUGAAAACCUUUGAGAGUAACACAGUGGCUCCUCUUUUUGUAACCAAGGCCUUUUUGCCAUUGUUGAGAGGGGCGGCAGCUCAAGGGAGUGGCAUGGGCAUACACAGAUCAGCAGUGAUCAAUGUGUCCUCUGUUCUGGGAUCUGUGCAGCUCAACUGGGGCGAGGGAGCGAGCUUCAAGAGUUACGCUUACAGAGCUUCAAAGUGUGCCCUGAAUAUGGUUACAAGGUGUUUGGCCACUGAUUUGGAAGAAGAGGGAAUCUUGUGUGUAGCCCUUCAUCCUGGUUGGGUACGCACGGAUAUGGGUGGACCAAUGGCACCUUUGAGUCCAGAGGAGAGCAUAUCAUCCUUAUUGAAUGUAAUUUCCGGAUUAACAAAGAAGGAUCAUGGUGGAUAUGUGGACUACACUGGGAGCAAUUUACUCUGGUGAUCUCCAUAUUGUGUUGUGUGUGGUGUGUGUGUGCGUGCUUGUGUUGCAUUGUACAAGUGCCAAUGCCAGACUGCUGAUGAACUAAAAACAGCCUGCAGGAUUAAUUAUUCAUGAAUUCCUUGUUUCCACCUGUGUUGAAGUGUCCUUGUAUGCAUGUAUAAAAUGUGUGUACAUGCAUAUGUGUCUAUACAGAAAUAAAAUAGUGCUUUUGGGAAAAAAAAAAAAUAAUAUCAUGUCAGUUUUAUAAAAAUAUAAAGUUAUAUAGAAAACCAAUUUCUUUUUCACCUUUCAAUCAAAGGUUGUGGUGCUGAAUAUUUUAUAUAUAUAACUAUAUACUGUUUGUUACCUGUAAGUAAUAGUCUGUCAUGGUUGUUGCCUUUUCAUGAAUAUAAAAAUAAAGACAAACAAUAGGGUGAGUGGA
Molecule: messenger RNA, 1241 nt
Organism: Myxocyprinus asiaticus (Chinese sucker)
Lineage: Eukaryota; Metazoa; Chordata; Actinopteri; Cypriniformes; Catostomidae
Exons: 6
Coding region: 56-820 (254 amino acids)
Source: RefSeq, a predicted model, not a curated record